UGUCGUUUUGAUCGACUUCGUCAGGGAGCCGGCAUCGUGCUCUUUUAUAGUAAUUUAAUUUUUAUAAAUUUAUUUUUGAGAAAAAGAAAGUAAUUUACGAAGUUAUAAAUACAGUAAUACUACACAAUCUAAGUAGAAACUGCCAAAAACUGACUGUUAAUACCUCACAUCAAGAAAAACAACACGUAGGUACUUGUACCACGUGUACAUACGUACUUUAGUGUCCAAUAUACAACGAAAAGGGUUCUAUCCAUAUACGUAAAAGUGUUUCAAGAGUAGACGGUGCCGUGGUCAUCGAGCUGUGCUUGCGUGGUGUCUUCGAGUGCACGUGUCAAUAUAAACAUGUCGACUGGGGCGGAGGGCGACCUGCGCGACGGGCUGUCAGCCGCGGAGAUCUUCGCGAACAGGGAGGGCCUCACCUACAAUGACUUCCUGCUGCUGCCCGGGUACAUCAACUUCACCGCCGAAGAGGUAGACCUCACUUCCCCACUGACCAAAAAAAUUAACCUGAAAGCCCCCCUCGUCUCAACUCCCAUGGAUACUGUCACCGAAGCUGAUAUGGCUAUUGCCAUGGCCCUAUGCGGCGGUAUCGGUAUCAUUCACCACAAUUGUACGCCAGAAUACCAGGCCAACGAGGUACACAAAGUCAAAAAAUACAAGCAUGGUUUCAUCAGGGAUCCAGUCUGUAUGGGUCCUGAAAAUACAGUCGCCGAUGUCAUUGAAGCAAAGAAAAAGAAUGGGUUCACAGGCUAUCCUAUCACAGAAAAUGGUAAACUUGGUGGACGUCUCAUUGGAAUUGUGACAUCAAGAGACAUUGACUUCAGGGAAGGAGAUCCACACUUGAGCUUGAAAGAGGUCAUGACACCGAUAGAAGAAAUGAUCACUGCCCAGUCUGGUGUCACUUUGCAAGAUGCCAACUAUAUACUUGAGAAGAGCAAGAAAGGAAAACUGCCAAUUAUUAAUGGAGCUGGUGAACUAGUUGCUCUGAUUGCUAGAACUGACUUGAAGAAAGCUCGCAGCUACCCCAACGCUUCCAAAGAUUCCAAUAAGCAGCUACUUGUAGGAGCUGCCAUAGGCACCCGUGAGGGAGACAGGGAGAGACUAAAGCUCCUUGUCAGCAAUGGAGUAGAUGUUGUUGUAUUAGAUUCCUCACAAGGAAAUUCCAUAUAUCAGAUAGAAAUGAUUAAAUACAUUAAGAAAACUUAUCCAGACAUUCAAGUCAUUGGUGGAAAUGUUGUGACCAGGAUGCAGGCCAAAAAUCUCAUUGAGGCGGGAGUGGAUGCAUUGAGAGUUGGAAUGGGCAGUGGAUCUAUUUGUAUAACCCAAGAAGUGAUGGCCUGUGGCUGUCCUCAAGCCACAGCUGUGUACCAAGUUGCUUCAUUUGCACGACAGUUCAAUGUGCCAGUAAUUGCUGAUGGUGGAAUUCAAUCUGUUGGCCAUAUUGUAAAAUCUCUGGCAUUGGGAGCUUCUACUGUAAUGAUGGGUUCUCUGCUUGCUGGUACAUCAGAGGCCCCAGGAGAAUAUUUCUUCUCAGAUGGUGUCAGACUCAAGAAGUAUAGAGGAAUGGGCAGUUUGGAAGCCAUGGAGAACAAGGAUGGUAAAGGAUCUGCUAUGAGCCGCUACUUCCACAAGGAAUCUGAUAAACACCGAGUAGCUCAGGGAGUCAGUGGCAGUAUUGUUGAUAAAGGCUCAGUAUUGAGGUUCCUGCCGUACUUGCAGACAGGCUUGCAGCACAGCUGCCAGGACAUCGGUGCCCGCUCUGUGAGCACUCUGCGCGAGAUGAGCUACUCUGGAGCCCUGAGGUUCAUGAAGAGGACAUACUCUGCUCAGCUGGAAGGAAAUGUGCAUGGUCUGUUCUCUUAUGAAAAGAGAUUGUUCUAAGAUGCCAAUCUUGGGUAUAUAUAAUUAUUUUUAAUGUGAUAUAUCCAUUUGCAAAGUUAAUAAGAAUUUAUAUUUUAUGUCAUUAUAAGAAAAAGUAUUCUAUUAGGUUUCAAAUGAAAUAUUUUGUUUAACUAUUUGUAUAUUGAGAAGUAUUUCUUUAUAAGCAGUAAAUAUUUUUCAGUACAGAUGUAUUCCAUUUUAUGAACUUGUUUUUUGUUGUACAAAUUAUGACGGACCACAUGCAAGAUAUAUCUAAAAUAAAGUGUGAACUAAAU
Pectinophora gossypiella (pink bollworm) is the source of this 2156-nucleotide messenger RNA. RefSeq names its product inosine-5'-monophosphate dehydrogenase (gene ras). Gene Ontology annotation, biological process: GTP biosynthetic process. Gene Ontology annotation, molecular function: IMP dehydrogenase activity. Gene Ontology annotation, cellular component: cytoplasm. Bases 343 to 1881 code for a protein of 512 amino acids. The record is from RefSeq and is a predicted model, not a curated record. The transcript has a single exon. Lineage: Eukaryota; Metazoa; Arthropoda; Insecta; Lepidoptera; Gelechiidae.